AUGACAUACUUUAAAAACCCCUGUUAUCACCUUCUAUCUGUUGUAUUUUUUCUCCUGCUAUUUCCAUCGAUCCCCGCGACAAGAGAAGAAGGAGAAGCUCUAGUGAACUGGAAGAACAGCCUAUCCCCGUCCUCGUUCUUCGAAUCUUGGUCCUCAGCCAAUCUCAACAAUCUUUGUAACUGGACUGGCAUUACCUGCAACUCCGAGGCCUCAGUAUCUGAAAUCAACCUUUCGGAAAAACAACUCCAAGGAACGCUUGCUGAGUUCCGCUUCAAUUUGUUACCAAGUCUAAAAACUUUUACCAUCAGCCGUAACAACUUCACUGGUCCAAUUCCAUCAGAUAUUGGAAAUUCAACUGAGCUUCAAUACGUCGAUUUUAGCUUUAAUUUUCUCAAUGGUUCUAUACCAUAUCAGGUUAGUCAUCUUCAGAGGUUGCGCGCCUUAGACCUGUCAUAUAAUCUCCUGGAAUCUCCAAAUUGGUCCGAGUUUUCGCCCAUUCCUUCCUUGACUAAACUUUAUCUCAGAUCAAAUAAUCUUGCCUCCAAAUUUCCAGGAUUUAUAUCCAGUUGUCAGAGCCUGACAUAUCUUGAUCUUUCACAUAACUUCAUAACAGGCGAUCUCGCGCAAGAAUCAUUAUUUGACAAACUGAUACAUCUUGAAUCCUUCUCUAUUCGUAAUAAUUCUAUUGAGGGGCCGUUUCCACCAAGUAUAUUUCCUCUUUCCAAAUUACGAUUUCUUGACCUAUCAAGAAAUAACUUUUCAGGUUCUAUUCCCCGGAAUAUAGGAUUGCUUCGUGAUCUUGAAUAUCUCAGCUUAUUUUUUAAUUCAUUCGAAGGAAGCAUACCUUCAUCUAUUGGUCUACUUAGGAAGCUUCAAUUACUAGAUAUCGGAUAUAAUUAUUUAAAUUCCUGUAUUCCUCGUGAAAUCGGGCUUUUGACUAAUCUCAGCGAAUUAUAUCUCAAUGUCAAUAGUCUUACUGGCAAAAUUCCUUCUGAGCUCGGCCUCUUGACUAAGCUCAACUAUAUAAUUCUUUUUUCCAAUAAUCUGACCGGAGAUAUUCCAUCUGAAAUCGGAAACCUGAAGCUACUGACUCGGCUUCUCCUCGGGUCUAAUCAUUUGACUGGAUCGGUUGCAAACUCCAUUUCUAAUCUCAGUAAUCUAGAGUUUCUUGGUCUACCUAAUAACAGAUUUUCUGGAAAUAUUCCUAGUGACUUCUGGAAAAAAUAUAAAUCGUUAUUAUACAUCGACUCCAGGAACAACAAUUUGUCAGGAAGCAUUCAGGGAUUUGAUGCUAAUCUGAAUCUUACUUUCAUUAAUCUGAGCGGAAACCAUCUUACAGGUGAGAUUCCUGCAACUAUUUGCAAUGUCACAUCCCUUGAGAUUCUUGAUCUCUCGGACAAUGGAUUAAGCGGUGCACUUCCACGUUGUCUGGGAAAGCUUGCUGAUAAUCUGCAUACCAUGGUUCUUGGUAAUAAUCAGCUUCAAGGGACAAUACCAGCAACCUUCACCAAGAGCUGUCACCUAGCAGUUUUAAACACGGAAAGCAAUCACUUUGAAGGAACGCUGCCCCAAGCUUUAUCAAACUGCAAGGACUUAAAAAUUCUUAAUAUGGGAAACAACCACAUUGGAGGUAUAUUUCCGUCAUGGCUAAGUACUCUUGCACAGCUAGAAGUCCUUGUGUUGCGAUCAAAUAGACUUCACGGUGAAGUAAGUAUAGGUAAUACAACACGUCCCUUCCUUAAGUUGCGAAUUGUGGAUCUCUCUAACAAUGAAUUCACUGGCCAUUUGCCUAUUCAGUAUUUUUAUAAUAUGAGGCCGAGUAAUAAGGGAUAUGAUUAUGUCAUUACAAAAGAGAAUUUCGAGUACUUUUACCAAGCAUCAGUCUCACUAAGUGUAAAAGGGACAGAGUAUGAAGUGAAACAAAUCCUUUAUAUUUACACAGCCAUUGAUCUGUCGCGCAACAAAUUUCAAGGGGAAAUUCCAGAGGUCACUGGAGAGCUUAGAUCGCUUGCGUUGCUAAAUCUAUCUCAUAAUAGUCUUACAGGGCCUAUCCCGUCAUUGUUGGGGAAUAUGGAAGCACUCCAGUCUUUAGAUUUGUCAUCAAACCAAUUGACAGGUGCUAUACCUGAGCAGUUAACUACUUUGACAUUUAUUGGGGCCUUGAACCUUUCAGAAAACCAUCUUACUGGAGAAAUCCCUCAAAAAGGACAGUUCAGUACUUUUGGCAACGAUUCAUACUUGGGUAACCCGGCCUUAUGCGGACUUCCUUUAACAAAGAAAUGUAGGCACACGUUGCCACCAACACAAGAAAUCCUAAAUGGUGAUGAAGAUGAUGCUAAUGAUGAACUCAGUUGGGAGGUGAUCCUGAUAGGGUAUGCAUGUGGAUUGAUAUGCGGAUUAUCUUUUGGGUACAUUGUUUUCACCAUGGGAAAGCCUUGGUGGUUUGUGAGAUACGUCGAAGAACUGCAACAGAAGUUGAUGAGGACACACAUGAAGAAAAUUAUUCGAUCAAGAAGCACAACUUGA
Daucus carota subsp. sativus is the source of this 2526-nucleotide messenger RNA. Its product is annotated as receptor-like protein 52. Gene Ontology annotation, molecular function: protein binding. The transcript is spliced from 2 exons. The record is from RefSeq and is a predicted model, not a curated record. The coding region runs from base 1 to 2526 and encodes 841 amino acids. Lineage: Eukaryota; Viridiplantae; Streptophyta; Magnoliopsida; Apiales; Apiaceae.